Molecule: messenger RNA, 8607 nt
Organism: Solea solea (common sole)
Lineage: Eukaryota; Metazoa; Chordata; Actinopteri; Pleuronectiformes; Soleidae
Product: desmoglein-2.1-like
Exons: 14
Coding region: 841-4116 (1091 amino acids)
Biological process (GO): homophilic cell-cell adhesion
Cellular component (GO): plasma membrane; desmosome
Molecular function (GO): calcium ion binding
Source: RefSeq, a predicted model, not a curated record
UUUGUUGCUACAGUUACAUCCUUUAGUCCACAGCUGAAACUGUCAUUGGUGUGUGUGUGCACAACCAACCAUCCAAUACAAUAACUACUUAGAAGCCGUAAAAUAAUCAUGACAUGAUGCGAGUGCUAUGGUGAGAAUAUACACAAAUUCAAAGUCUAGAAGAGAUCAAUGAUUAUGACUCCAAUCACUAAAUGGAGAACAAAUAAAUCAAUACAUUGUAAAAAAUUGUAACUCAAGUGUGGCUCUGAAAGCUUGUGACUGUCACCGUGUUGUUUUGUGUGACUUUAACAAGUCCAGGCAAAUUAAAGUAGAAACCAAUCUGAUCUCUGCAAAUAACAAACUGAAUUCACCUUUUCAUGCCCACAUAAAAUGAUUCGUUUCUGAAGAAGCCGGCUCACUGGGCUUCUUCAGAAGUGAAUCAAACAUAACAUUCCACCCCUAAAACCUGUUUUUCUGUUCAGGAUUGCUUCUUCUUAAUCCAAUCUUAAAUCUUAAUCUGCAGGAGAGAAGAAUAGCGGAUGAUUUUGUAAACAGUGCUGUUUUUGGAGUGUCUUUUGCCUGGAAGUUUGAACAAGUGUUCAACCCUGAGGCCUUAGAUUACUCUGACCUUCAAAACUGUACGGCAGUGAGCAGACACACAUUUAAAAAGAAAACAAAAAAAAACAUGUAUGUUUGUUAGUUACAGCAUACAUGAAGGAGGAGGUGGUGGGCAUGUGGGUGUAUUAAGACAACAGAGGUGUGACUUCAGUGGAACUGAUAACCAGUUUGUGCUCAGUCGUCCGUUAUGAGUCGUCGGCACGCUCAGUGGAAGGACAGACAGACUUGACAUCCCCUGCACUCAUGGUUCCACACAGCCAAGAAAUGGUCCUCCUGCUGCUGUUGGUAGUGCUGACUCUCAGCACUGAGGCCAAGGGGGAGAAUAAGACACUUGUGAGGAAGAAGAGAGCAUGGAUUCGUCCUCCUUCCAAGUUGAUGGAGAACACAACAAGCUACAUCCACAAGCCAUUCAUCGCCAAGAUUCGCUCCGAUCAGGAACUCACUACAAAAGUGUAUUACUAUCUUUCUGGACCGGGAGCAGACAAACCACCCAUCAACCUCUUUUUGGUGAACCAUGAAACAGGCUUUGUUACCAUCACUGGUAAACUGGACCGCGAGAAAUGUUCAUCCUACAACUUGACUGGAGUUGCUAAAUACAUAAAUGGAAGUGUAGCAGAAGAGAACAUCCCGCUGGUGGUCACAGUCCUAGACCAGAAUGACAACGCUCCAUAUUUUGAGCAGCAAUAUGGGAGCAUCAAAGAGGCAAGCAAACCAGGAACCUUUGUCAUGCAGAUUGUGGGGAAAGAUGACGACCAAGCAGGACAUAUUAAUUCAGAGAUCUCCUACAGCAUCAUCAGCCAGGAGCCAGCAGGCACAGGUCGCAUGUUCACCAUCGACGCGAAGACAGGCAAAGUGUACGUCAAACAGCCGACGCUUGACAGAGAGUCUUAUGACUUGUACAAACUGGUUGUAAUGGGGAGAGAUUUGGGCGGAGCACCAGGAGGGCUAUUUGGGACGGGAACAGUGGAGAUCAAGGUCGUGGAUAUUAACGAUAACAUCCCCACUCUGGAGAAAUCUGAGUGCUCUGGCUCGGUGGAUGAAAAUGUUGUUGACGUUGUUGUGAUGAGAAUCAAAGCUCUGGACAAGGACCUUGAGCACUCAGACAACUGGGUGACCAUCUUUUCAAUCGACAAAGGAAACGAGGACAAUCUCUUCUCAAUUGAGACGGACAGAGAAACAAAUGAGGGCGUCCUGAAGCUAAUCAAGCCUGUGGACUUUGAGGAACUCCAAAAUCUUGAGCUUAGCCUUCUGAUUAAAAAUGAAGCACCUUUUGGGGAGGGUGGUCCUAUUGCGAUGAAUGUGGAUGUUCAGGUUGGAGAAGGUGGUGCUCCCGUCAGACCUGGUGCUGGUGCUGGAGUUGGAGUGGAUGCAAAUACUAAUGCACUGGGUGGAAUUGAUUGCAAGAUAGCUGUGAAUAACAUGCCAGAGGAUCCAGCGUUCAUACCUGACACCAAGAUUGUUCCUGUGUCAGAAGAUCCAGAUAAAGAUCCUACAGACUCUGUGAUCACAGUGUUCGCUGCUACUGAUCCAGACACAGGAAAACCAGCAGAAAAUGUCAAUUAUGCUAAAGCCUAUGAUCCAGACCACUGGUUUAUCAUCGAUGAAGAAACGGCAGAGAUCAAACUCAACAAAGCACCUGACAAGGAGUCACCGUUCUUGGUGAAUGGAAUGUACAUCGCCAAGAUUGUGGCGAUAACUAAAGACAUGCCGGCAAAGACAGCAACAGGAACAAUCGCCAUCCAAGUCUCUGACUUCAACGACCACUGCCCCACUCUCAAAACCAGCCACGUCACUCUGUGCUCGAACAAAAAAAUGGUUUACGUAACCGGCCUGGACGAGGACUCCUAUCCCAACGCUGCGCCGUUCACGUUCAGAAUCCUAUCUGAGGGGACUCAUGGCAGCUGGGUUCUGGAAGUCCUCAAUGAGACGACUGCUGCCCUCCACUCUCAGGAGGCUCUGUGGCCCGGUACAUACAAGUUGCAAGUGGAGGUGUCGGACAAUCAGGGUCUGUCCUGCCCAGACAAGGAGGUUUUUCACGUUGAUGUUUGUACCUGUGGGACAGCAGAGACGUGCUACAGGAAACUGCAAACGCCUUCAUCUGAGCUCGCUGCCCCAGCCAUCGGUCUGAUGUUCCUGGCAAUGUGCUUACUGCUGCUACUUCUUCUUUUCCUACUGUACUGUCAGUGCGGAGGAAAAGAUGCCCUGUUUCCCGAUCAAUUUAAUGAUUUGCCGUUUGACACUAAACAACAUCUCAUGUCCUACCACACUGAGGGCAAAGGCGAGGCAGUCCCACUCCAAAGUGUCCCUAUGAACUUUCAAAAGCAGAGAUUAUUAAACAUGGAAAACUACCAGCCCAAAACAUACUAUAAUGAAUCCGUGCCGAAAUUUCAGGAAAGCAGCCAAAGCUUCAUGGAGGUCGAUGGCUACAGGUUUGCUCGGCAAUCAUUUUACCGCGGCAGCAGCAAAUCGCAGCAACUCACGAAGCUAGGAUUUGGUACUCAAAAGUCGACUUAUCUCUAUGAGGAUAUGGCUUUACCUCGGUCUUUUCUCGAUCACUACUACACAGAGAAUGCAAUGUUUGCUGAGCUGGGCAAGGAUGGUCUGUUGCAGUUCAAUUAUGAGGGACAAGGUUCCUGUGCUGGUUCAGUGGGCUGCUGCAGCCUCCUGGAGCCUGACAAUGACCUACAGUUCCUAAAUGACUUAGAGCCCAAGUUCAAGACUCUUGCAGACAUCUGUUUACCUCCGACACCAAAACCGUCCCUGCCUGGCAAAGUCAUAGAUGCUGAUUUAGUAAUCAACACACAACACACUGUUGAGACAAAACUAGCCAAUGUGAAUACAGAGAAGGUAGUGUCGUCUGUUAACGUCACCAAACCAACUGAACCUCCACCCAUGAAAAUAACUCAGUCUGAGCUCACUAACAUCAGUCAGUCAUCUCACAUCCAUCAGUCAUCUAACAUCCAUCACACUGCUACUUUGCCUUCUCCGGUUCAGACUGUUGUCCUGCAGCAGCAGCCACUUUACUACACCAGCCCUAUGCUACAACCCAUGCAGUACGUAGUUCAACCACAGCUGCAGACCACAGUUCUUUUGGCAGAUGGGGCCCAUGGAGCCAAUGUUCCAGGACUGUAUGUAGUCAGUGGGUCCCAGACUGCUUCUGGAGUCCCAUUCAAUAUGCCCACAGCCCCUGCUCCUGCUCCUGGGCUAGUUAUGCAUGGCUUUGAGAGCACCAAAAGCUCUGCUAGCCCGCCCAGACUUGUCAGCCCCAUGCAGUUGCUACCUGGUAGCAUAAACUUGCCCCAGGGCUCAUUCCGUGCAGAGGGUUGGAAAGUCGUAGGAUCAAAUACCAAUGGUAAUUAUGUGAUGGAUAAAAAGAAACCUAAGAAAAGUUUGUCAAGUGCGACAGAUCCUGUGAGUUCAGGCUCAUCUAAGGGUACUUUGCCCAGAGGUGCUGUCCUGGUAAAAGAGCACAGCAGCCCAGAAGAGUGUGUAUGGCAUUCUGCCAGGACACACUGUUAAAAAUGGGGGUGUUUUUGCAGGUAAUGGAGGUGGGCAAAUGUGGGGUGGGCAGCCAGAGCAGAUGGGGUUCAGGCCACUUACCGUUUUGGGAGUUGGUGUUGGGCAGCCAAAAGUGGCUGGGAUGUGGCCAGCUGGAAUUAGUACAGUGGGUGUUCAGCAGGCCAGUGUAAAUCAGUUCCAAGAAACUUUCACUACUUUAGGACAAACAAUGGAUCCCGCUGGUUUUCCAAAGGCAAGUACACUUGAUUCACAAAAGGAGAACAAGACCAUUGACAUUAAAUAUAACUUCACUCCUGCUGAAAUCAUAAAAUGUCAUCUACCCUCAAAGGAAGAGGUCCAGAUGAGAAAUCUGUUUCAGGACAGCAGUGAUGCAGUUCAGCAAAAGGCAGAUGGUACAUUUGAAGAGUCAGCAUCAGAGGAUGUGAUUACCUUCACAUCACAAGAGGACACAAAAGGAGAUGACCUGAGUGAGUUGGUCCAUGUUGAUAUAAAAAACAAUGUAGGUAUCCAAGAGAAUAUAGCUCAAGUGUCAGAAAAGUCCUCAGUUGAUCAUCUAAAUGAAGCCGCUGUGAAACCAUUAGUAGAACCAGAUGUAUUACAUGAAUCAUUUGAUCAGCCUGACACAGAGGAAAAGCAACCGGCAGAUACAAAUGAAAUUGUGCCUGGAAUCUAACCAGAAAUACAGACGAAGAAGAAGAACCAUUAACCAGAGAGACAGAGAAAGAAAAAGAAGCAUUAUCCAGAGAAACAGAGAAAGGAGUAGAAGCAUUAACCAGAGAGACAGAGAAAGAAGAAGACUUUUUUGACUUUUUAGAAAACUUUAAUUUCAAACCCUUUUUUUUUCACAAUUAGUCAACAUUAAUCAAUUCAUUCACUCACUCACUCAAAACUAAAAAUUAACCUGUAGUGCGCCAUCCUCACCCACUGAGCACAGGACCUGUUUGAUGCCCCAAACAGCCUUAAAAAACCCCAGAUUACAUGUCAGUUUGUAAAAUGCAUGCUCUAUCCUGAGCCUGGCAGAGACCAGUGCCUUCAGAUAGAGCACCGGCUCAGUCCAGCCCACACCUGACACCUGGCUUUUCUGGCUUUUUCAAAAAUUGAUGAGCACCAUUGUUUGUCCUUUUUUCACAGUGUACUUUAGUCCAGCAGUGGCUCCUCAAAUAUCCACAGUCCAGGCUUAGUGGUGGGAGGGCAGCUGAUGCCCAGAGUCCUCCAGGCUUCUAACACUGACCAAUAAAAUGUAGUGACGUCAGUGAGACCACAAUGAGAGUCCCGCAGGAACAACUGUUUGUCGAGGCCAAGACUUCCGCCCUUCUGUAGAAUGAGUUGGGCAGGUACUUUCCAACAGAUAGAGCAGUUGUACAGCAGCUUCUGAGCAGUUUGUAGUCUGAAGGCAGCUAUCCUGGCCUUGAUGUCAAUAAGGCCCUGCCCUCCCUCUGCCACAGGGAGGUACAGGACAGCAGCCCGCAGCCAGUGACGACCCGACCAAAAGAAGUCCGACAGCAGUCUUUGCAAUUGUUCUAUCAGACCCGAUGGUGGGACUAGGACUUGCAACCUGUGCCAUAAUGCAGAGGCAACAAGUUGUUGACAAUGAGGACUCUUCCCCUGUAGGACAGCUGGGGGAGCAGCCAUUUCCACUUCUACAACUUGGCUUCAACCUUUUCCAGCACUCCCUCCCAGUUCUUUUUUUCUGUGGCCUAGAAACACCCCCAGUGUCUUGAGCCCUUGACAUCGCCUUGGUCCCUCACAAAGACAUUAAGGUCAUCGGCAUAUGCCGAUAUCACCACAGAGGAGCGGUCAGUCAGCCCUGGUAGAGAGAGGCCCCUCAACCGGGACCUCAGUCUAUGUAAGAGAGGCUCAAUGGCCAUACUAUAGAGCUGGCCUGAAAUGGGGCAGCCCUGCCUGAUCCCCCUCUUUACUGGGAUUGGGCUACUAAGACCCCCGCCCACCUUUAUCACACAACAUGCCCCACUGUACAACAAUUUCACCCAUGAGAGAAAGUGCUCCCCAACACCAAAGGCUCUUAGUGUGUCAAAUAAAAAAGAGUGGUCAACACGAUCAAAUGCUUUCUCCUGGUCUAUGGAGAUGACACCAACAUUCAUUCCGUACAUGUUGCAUACAUCCAUACAGUCUCUCAGUAAAAACAAGUUGUCUACCAUGGACCUUUCAGGGAAACAGUAGGACUGAUCCGCCCGAAUUAACACAUUUAUAAAAACUUUCAGUCUGUUUGAUAAAAACUUGGAUAAAAUUUUGUAGUCCGUGCACAGUAGAGUGACUGGUCUCCAGUUUUUCUAUGAUGUCAGAUCACCCUUCUUAGGUAGAAGGGCAAUCACUGCACACCUGCAGGAAGCUGGCAGAGUGCCUUUGCUAAAAGACUCUUUAAAAACUUCCAGCAGGUAUUGUAGAAGGAACAGCCAACGGUGACACCUGUAUAUACUCCUCGCUGAGCACGAGGCCGCUCUCCACGAGCUUAGCUACAUCGCUUUCUUGUUUUAAAAACACAACCACCGCUUUGUUCAUGCGGGAAGCGUAGCUGAUGUUCCUGUGUCCCACUUCAUCUCCCACCGCCAACAACACCUGUUCCACCGUCACAGUGGACGGAGGAACGAUGCGCACUCCGUGCUUCAGGGACAGGGACAGCGUCUCAGCAGACACCAUCCCUGCCGUGAAAACACGGAAACACACUAAACACUAAACUACAAAACAACUAACACACAAUACUAACAAUGACCAAACAAUACACAAACAAUUAGAAAUAAGAUCCAAUCAGAUCAUCGGUGAUAUGGUGAAUAGAUCAAUACAAGGUUGUUGGGGAGGAGGUGUAUUUUGUGUGUGAAAUGGAACUUGACUGGAAGCCAGACUGGAGUGUGGAGAUGAUGUGCUGCCAGGGCUUGGAUUGGGUGAGAACUCUGAAAGCUAAGCUCUGCACAUUCUGGACUUGAUCCAGGUCUUUGCUGGUUGUACCUGACAAGACUUUGUUGUUACCCUGCAAAAUGUACUGGAAUUGUUGGCAGACUCAGCUGGGUUCACCCAGGCUUUUUAGGUGGAAAGGGAUAAAUGUGUGAAUGAACCUCCCAACCACAGAGUUGGAGAGUGGAUGACUUGAGGAUGGAGAUAUUUUUUGAGAUACUAAAAGGUGGAUUUUGUGGUGACUUUGAUUUGAGAUUGGAAGGAAAGGACAUCCAGAUUGUGGACGUCUGGGGCAGAGCAGAUGUAGCAGCCACAGAAAGAUAUGAUUUCAUAUAAGGACUUGAUAAGAGACUAUAGAGGGAGUUGAGUAAAUGCUUUAGUUUUGAGGUAAAGCUGGGUGUCAUCAGCAUAGCAGCGGUGGUUGAGACUAAUGGUGGCAGGUGAUCUGAUGUGUGUAGGAAUAGAUUUCUCUGAUGGUAGGUAGACUUAACUGUGGAUAUUCAUGACAGAAAAGACACAGUUGGCCAAUAAAUCUGGUCAGGCAUCCCAUGCAUCUUAUUCUGACAUUAAACCCCGGGGGAAUGGAUCCAGGCUGAUCAUGAACUGCAUGUUUAUAGCAAUACAUUGGGAAUAGGUGAGAAAUGAUUGUUAAUCUGGCAAAUUAUUUUUUAUUGAGGAUUUAAUUUUACUCUUUAUUUUCCUUCUAAGUCCACAUGUCUACUAUACCCCCGUACUCUGAUGUGUCUAUUCAAAUUGCAAUGUAAAAUUCAGACGGGGUGUUUUGGUUAUUUUUCAACAUGGACCCUAUUCUAUGUUUAUAAGUGAGUUUGAACAACUAGACUGAAGUAAAGUCCAAAGCCAUGUUUAUAGUUCUGUCUGUUUGCUUUCUUUUUUCUUUGACUAUAUACAUUUUAGAUAGAUAUAACUACAUUUGCAUAACUUGACAACGUGUCCAAAAUUUGUAAAAGCUGUUAAAAUGAUAUAUAAAAAAAAACUGUUAAAUGCUAUCAAGUUAAAAGUCAAAUGUUUAUAUGAUUGGUGGAAGGUAGUUCACAUUGACCCUUCUUUAACUUUAAUUUUCCUACAUCUCCAACUGUGUUAGAGCUACAUGUUUUUAUUAGUUGUCAAAAAGCUGCUUUACAGACGAUACUGUGUUUGAUUUACGCGCACACCUGUCUGCCCACUUGCAUAUGAGCGUAUGUCUGUCAGUGUGGUGGGAGGGGAAACAUGAUUAACAUAACCUAUCAAACUUUAUUGCAUACUGGUGUUUUUUACUACUAAGCUAUUAAUAAAUGUGACACUGUAUACAAUGUAGUGUUCUUUAGUUUUUACAUCUGAUUUGUUCAGUGGUGGGCUGUCAGGGCCAGCAGGGCCUUCUCUGCUGGCCCUGACAAUAUCAAAAAAGUAUUUUUUUAUUAUUAUUAUUAUUAUUAUUUUUUUUAAUAAUCAAAUGAAUGUGUGUCUGAACGUGUCUGAACUCAAUUACUUUUUCAGUAUGUUAUGAUUAUAUUUCCAGAAAGAAUAUGGUUAUUUUUGUGAAGUUGAGCUGGAUUUUCCAUAUGUCAUUAAACACAUCAUAGC